CCCAAAACCGCCGGAGUGGGAUCUCUUGGUCGCGACCGAUCGGAGGAAACGCCAAACUUGAUCUGUAUAAUAGCGUUGUGGGGUUAAAUUUUGAGGGCAUUUAGCAAAUUAUCGUUGAGCUCGUCAGGUGGUGCUGUACAUUUCCUUCUUUUUUUCGAGAGGUGAAAGCCGGUAGUGCGCGUGGUUAAGUAACGAACAGCGGAAAACAGGUGGAGUUAACCUGGGAAAAGUGAUGAUAAAAACACAAAAUCACUAGAAGCGAUUCUAAGCACAGCAACUGGAAGGAAACAAAGCUAGAAUCUUAAGUGGAAACGUGCGUGAUUGGAAUACCGAAGGCGGUGAAAUUUAAAACCAUUAUCUGCAGUUUACGUUCGUUGGCCCGGUUCCCGUUCGAGGCGAUAGAAGAGUAUCUCGGGAAAAGAGCUUCCGCCCAGAGAAGUGAAAGUGUAUUGCCGUUCUGAAGCGCUCGUUUGUUGAAGAGGUGUUUUUUGGGUAGUGAGAACAGAAAACCAAUACACGGUGUGAACGAAACAAAAACAGAAUCCUUCGUCGGAUUGUUGAACUAGUGUUCGCAGUUUUUUUUUGUGGUUUGUCCAAGGACGAGGGAAUUCAUUCAGGUUCGCACCCCGCAACGAUUCGCACGUCGGCUGGAUAAAUUUUGCAAAUCGAAAAAUGCUGCGACCGUCAGCAUUGCUCAUUUGCGCAUUGGCGCUCGCUACGACAACGCAAGGGGUCGUCAAUAGUGAAGCACAGCGUCGCGAGGCACCCAUCGCCGACACGUAUGGAUUACCGCCCUCAUCGCCGGCAUUCUCUCUAGGUGAGCUCCCUGUUGCGGUUUACGGAACACCAGCCGUAGCGCAUUAUCCGCCGCCCCCGCCAGAUAUUCCACCGCCGGCACCGCACGGUCCCAGCAAGGAAUAUGGUGUUCCGGUUCAAAACUUUGGUCCCCCGAAGAUCAAUAUCGAAUACGGACCACCGCACAUACCCAAACCAUCAUUUCAUCAUCCCCCAAAGCCAGUGUACGGUCCACCGCAUCAUCCGCACCAUUCAGCUCCACCAAGGAAGCAGUCCUCCCUGUUCGAGUCACUUUUCUCUUCCAUCGGUUUUGGAGGUGAGCAAGCCCAUCAUCACGGGCCUCCCCCGAAGCAAGUUUAUGGACCACCGGCUCACUCUUUCCCGAAACCAACGUUCGGAGGCCCGUCCCUACCCCAGCUGGGUCCUAAACCAGUGUACGGUCCUCCCAAGCAAAUUUUCGGUCCCCAAAAGAAUGUGUUCGGUCCACAGAAAACGGUCUUCGCGGUGCAACAGUCAUUUGGUCACCACCAGGGUGCAUCCCACCUACCACCAACUCCACCAGAAAUCAAAUGCGAUGGGUGGAAGCCAAUCGCUGGACCAGCAGUUCAGACUACCAGCCACCUAGAGAUUCACGCCCCAGAAUCGUCUUACGGACCCCCGCCAAGUGGUGAUUUCCUUGCCAACCAUCAGCAGAGCUCUUCGCUGGACAUUGGCCUUCAGUUGCCUCACAUAGAGCCGGGCCCAUCAUUCAACAACGAUCUUCAUCAUGAAUUGGAUUUUGGCAAGGGAAACAGUCUUGAAAUUCAUUCGAACGUCAUCACAGACUCUUACUCAGCCCCACCUGUCGAUUCCUAUGCUCCGAACAAAUACAGGCCAUCGUUCUUCAAACCAGGUCCACCACAUGGCCCACCCAAGUUUCAGUUGCCACCACCAUCCUUCCACGGAGCUCCGCACCGACCUGGACCCAUAUCACAUGGCCUAGCCAUAUCUCAUGGAAGCGUCAGCGGUAACCUCAAACCAUGGUCAGGACCAGUGUCACCACCUCGACAACCUAUCGUGUAUCGUCCUCCAGUCCCACAGGGUCUGAUCGAAUCCAUUGGUAAUACCGUUGAACAUCUGGACAACUUUGGAACCAAACCAAACUACGCAGGUGAUGUGUAUCUCCCACCGCCAACCACUGGGGAUGCCUCAUCGUACCAAACCGUCCCGCAUAUCAACAGUCUCCCAUCCGAAAAUCCACCGCAGCCUUUCCUGAUCCAGCACCAUCUACCAGAAGCAUUGCCCCAAAUCCAGCAGCCACGUCACCAGGAACAACAAACAAUCAUUGCUGUCGCCAAUGACUGUGGACACGGUCCCGAGUUACAAUCGAACGGCGGUGAUUCACAGUCCUCCUUAUCUUACUAUAGUACAACCGGAUCCCAGUCAUCUUCGUCGUUCGGCACCGAGUAUUCGAACAAUAUUGACACCAGCUACGGGCCUCCACCGUCCGGGUCGAUCAAUGAAGUCCACAGCAAUAAUCAACUGGAGGGAAGCUUUAUCCAGCAAGCCUCGGGACUUAUAAGCGAAAUUCACAGCACCGAACAUAUUCACGACAGCUACGCUCCACCGGCUUCCGGGGAUAGCUACAGCAGUCAUCAGCUGCAGGGCAGCGAGUCCAUCGCCACCGCUAGUCUACCCGGCCUAACUGGAGGCCUCAACGGCCUCGAACUGGUUUCUGCCCAAAGAUCACAAAGCGUAACAAUUCCGGUUCAGGGUAAGCACGCUUCGUACCAGCUGCAAUUCCAGUCAGCCGACCCCGUCGGUUCCGGAAACGGAUCUGGUGCGCCCCACGAGCAAAUCCUCUCCGAAGGUCUUCUGCAGUCUAUCCUGUCGGCGAUAGAACAACCUCAAACGAAUUUCCGCCCCGAAGAGCCCUCCUAUGAUCCGAACAUCGAUCACAGCGAGGUGUCGGUGUUCCUCAAGAGUCCCGAAGGUCAAAAAACUCUAGCAGACCCGCCGAGCUCGGCAGACCAUAAGCGAUAAGCAUUGGAGUUUCAGUAGAGUCACAACAAUAUUUGUAAGCAGCUGUCAUAACGGGAGGCAGGAGUAGCAUUUCUCAUCGAGCCUAUUUUAAUUUAUUACCAGUCCUUAUUUUGCUUCCGUGUGUGUGUUUUUGAAUGUGUGUGAGUGUGUACCUCCCCCAUCUGCUCAUCUAAACCGCAAUGCCAACGCAAAUUAUCAAUAAUGGCCAUAAUCGCGGUGCAGCUUCUCGGCCGCCGCACGGUUCACCACGAAUGUUACCAUGAAAAUGUGUGUUUAAGUUACCACAGUUAGCGUGUUUAAGUCUUCAUCAAAAUCAGCUAUCCUCACGCCGGCAGUCGCACCUGAGGAUGUCGGUCCGAUGACACGUGAUGCAAGGAACGAUAAUUCCGCCUCCAUGAGUGGAGGAAUGUGUAUAAUAACGAUGUCAAAAGAUUGAAUCUGAGCGUUAGUGAAUGGGAGGGACAAUUUCCACCCCCAUUUGUACGGUGUAAAGUGACAUGAAGCGCUACUGUAAAGUGAGGAAAAGACAAGUUAUAGGGCCGAGAUACAUGUUAGUGACGCGAGCUUAGCGUUUAGUAAGUCUUUCGCUCAUUCCGUACAAAGUGGAACAAACGAUUUGGAUCAAGAUCAAGAAGUGUGGCGAGGGAAAGGAAACAAUUGAGUGCAUUACCUGUAACAAAAAUAAACUCGAACAAAUGAGAGUGUGUGUAUAUUUAUUACUUAAAUUGUGUAGAAAUGAAACGAAUACGUCGAUUUAAUAGUAAUGUAUGGUUAGACGCACAGUAAGAUUGUAAUAUGAAAAACAUAAUAAA
Toxorhynchites rutilus septentrionalis is the source of this 3629-nucleotide messenger RNA. RefSeq lists its product as uncharacterized. The transcript has 4 exons. NCBI's taxonomy places the organism in Eukaryota, Metazoa, Arthropoda, Insecta, Diptera, Culicidae. The coding region runs from base 673 to 2817 and encodes 714 amino acids. The record is from RefSeq and is a predicted model, not a curated record.